This is a messenger RNA of Exophiala viscosa, 1890 nucleotides long. RefSeq names its product protoporphyrinogen oxidase. NCBI's taxonomy places the organism in Eukaryota, Fungi, Ascomycota, Eurotiomycetes, Chaetothyriales, Herpotrichiellaceae. The coding region runs from base 56 to 1735 and encodes 559 amino acids. Gene Ontology annotation, cellular component: mitochondrion. Gene Ontology annotation, biological process: mitochondrial respiratory chain complex I assembly. The record is from RefSeq and is a predicted model, not a curated record. The transcript has 2 exons. Gene Ontology annotation, molecular function: protein-arginine omega-N symmetric methyltransferase activity.
GUGCGACCUCGGUCUAAUCGUGUAGGUACUGCGAAGAGACAUCUGUAUCUCCGAAAUGAGAUAUGGAGGAUCUCGUUUCGGACAAUUGCUGCGGCUGAGCAGCUUCAGCGCGCAAAGUCGCGCUACUACGCAACCUCGAUGCAUCUACGGACCACGAGACGGCCAUACCAAACCUCUACGAUGGCAGAGGUGGUCCAGUCAGGCUUCAAGGCCAGCAGGAAAUGAGUCUGCUCCAGCACGGCAACCAGCGGAAGUGAUCCCUCCCCCAAGUCCGACUCUGCCUACUCGUAGCUGGUCUACACCACUUGCGAAGACGAUCGCUCAGGCCAUUGAGGUGACCGGACCGAUCCCCAUCGCCUCUUACAUGCGUCAAUGCCUCACCAAUCCUGACGGAGGUUACUAUACCACUACUCGAGAAGAUGCAGAUCAGUUCGGCACCGCUGGCGAUUUUAUCACCUCUCCCGAAAUCUCGCAGAUCUUCGGCGAAUUGGUGGGAAUAUGGUUCAUGACAGAAUGGAUGGCGCAAGGCAGACCGACGCAGGGUGUGCAAUUCAUCGAGAUGGGUCCCGGAAGGGGGACGUUAAUGAGCGACAUAUUGAGGACGAUCGGACAGUUCAGAACAUUCGCCAAAUCUAUACAAGCUGUCUGGCUGGUCGAGGCAGGUGAAGGACUGCGUAUCAAACAGAAGGAUCUGCUCUGCGGGACGGACGCUGAAAUGAAAGAAGUCACGGACCAUACAGGCAAAAACAGGUGGUGGGAAGCUACGAGCAAGCAGGGCAUUCCCGUCCGAUGGGUUGAAGACAUCGUCCUCUUGCCCAGCAAACAAGAAAGCGGCGAGCAAACAACACCAUUCAUAAUUGCUCAUGAGUUCUUCGACGCCCUGCCUAUCCACGCUUUCGAGUCCGUCGCGCCGAAACCAGAAGAGGCUCAGCAACAGGAUGCAAAGUCACAAGUCCUCAAUGAGGCAGGCCAACGGGUACCCAAGCCUUCGCGGGCCAGCAAGCUACCACAGUGGCGAGAGCUGCUCGUUGCUCCAACGAAGCCAAAAUUUAGCAUCGCUACGACAGCCGAGCUUGCAAGACCGUCAGCCAAACAACCCGAUCCAGACUUUCAAUUGACACUCGCCCAAGCAAGCACGCCCAGCUCGCUCGUAAUCCCUGAACGCCCGCGCUACCGCGCCCUCAAGAACCGAGUCUCGUCACGCGUCGAGAUCUCACCAGAAAGCUCUCGCUACGUCCAGGAGUUUGCGCGACGAAUUGGAGGUGCCGCCCAAACGCAAACACCGGCCGGUGCCGCUCUGAUCAUCGACUACGGACCGCUCGAGACCGUCCCCAUUGACUCACUCCGUGCCAUCAGCAAACACAAAGUCAUCUCCCCGUUCGUGUACGCCGGCGAAGCCGACAUCAGCGCGGACGUGGACUUUGUGGCUCUUGCUGAGGCGGCGCUCCAAGCAAGUCCGGGUGUCGAAGUGCACGGCCCGGUCGAGCAAGGAGCCUGGCUCAGUCAAUUGGGCAUACAGGAGCGGGCGGAGCGGCUGCUGAAAGAGCUCGAAAAGAAAGAAGGCAUCGAUUCGGACGAACUGCAAAAGAAAAUGACGGAGUUGGGGACGGGGUGGAAGAGAUUGGUCGAGGGUGGACCGAGGGGCAUGGGUAAGGCGUACAAGGUCAUGACGAUUCUACCUGAAAACGGUGGGAGGAGGAGGCCUGUCGGCUUUGGCGGUGGUGUCAUUGGCUGAGCAGGCCUGUGCUGCUGCGCCGAACGAGGCGAACAUAUCCCAUGUUGUAUUAUCCUCGAAAGAGAUCGCAUCGAGCCCCUACGCUGUAACCUGUGAGUCAAUAUCGUAAAUCAGAUGCCGAGACCUGCUGGCAAAAAACAAAACAGUUCAAGUGA